Molecule: messenger RNA, 1594 nt
Organism: Microdochium trichocladiopsis
Lineage: Eukaryota; Fungi; Ascomycota; Sordariomycetes; Xylariales; Microdochiaceae
Exons: 2
Coding region: 141-1475 (444 amino acids)
Source: RefSeq, a predicted model, not a curated record
GCCAGCCAGGCAAGGCGACAUCGACAAGGUCAUUGACGCCUCAGAUACUGUCUCGGAGUGGCUGAAAGUGUAGACCUGAUUACCAGCCAGUAGAACCUGAUCAGCACGACUUCACAAGCACUCCAGCAUCACAGGGAGCCAUGGCAGACGGUACAGUCGAUAUUGGCCCUCGGCCAGGUGCCGACCACACAGCGCCAACAAUCCCGGCUUCUAGACCGUCCCAGCUAUUGCAGCAAGAUUCAGAGACCAUGAUUGUCUAUGAAUCGCCCAUGCUGGACACUCCCCAGCAGCCACUCGCCACGCCUUGGCUUGGGCAGGUUAUGGACGCCGACACGCCUCAGCGAGCCUUGACGAGGUCUAUGACCAAGAACAACCCUGUAAUGCUCCUCACUGGCGAAGAGGACUCCAUCAAUACCAGGCUUCGAAGAUCUGUCAAACGCAAAGGUCCCAGCAGUGUAGUCCACAGCCUUGAGAAUUCGCGCAGUAUCGUCUACGACAUUGAUGGAGCAGAAACAGAGAUCACGACUCCUUCAUCACCAAGUCGCAGACUGCGGGGCAAUAAUUCCUCCAGAGGAUCGAGAGCGCAGCGAGUUCGUCGUGCGAAGACUGUGAAGAACCUCAGCCCACCAGAUCGAGACUGCACUCCAACGACUACUGCGAUCGUCAAGGCAGCAAGUGAUCGGGUGCGCAAGAGAACAUCGAACAAGCUGACUGCAGUGGCCCGACCUCCUCGUCGCUCAGCUCGCCUUGCCAAGCCUCUGACCGAGUUCCACUUGUUCGGCCAGCUACCUAAAGAGCUCCAGAUCAUGGUCUGGGAGGCCGCGAUUGAGUCGCGAGUCGUCUACCUACGUAACCGCUCGGUUUUUCCGCCCUCGUACACGAGAGGGAUCCAGAAUGAGCAGCCCCAAUGGUUUCUUGCCUGCCAGACGUCAUGGUACGUGGCACAGUUUCACUACCGGACCAUGUUUGGGCUGCUGGCGACAAUCACACAUCCUGCAGAUUAUGGUCACCGCCAGGCCAUGAAUGCCAACUUGGACGUUGUCCUGCUCGAGCCAUGCUGUGCAGGCUGCCGUGCCUACAGCUGUACACGCCAUCAGUUCUCCAACCAAGACCGCGAGCUCGUGCGCCAAAUUGCUGUGCAGAUCGAGUCGCCCCUUCUCAUGCCAAGUGCUUCACCAUGCUGGCAGACCAUAUCGAUGUCGUGGCCCAAUGUGGAAACUAUUUACAUGACGCGGCAGUCCUUCACGGGGGCAGACCAGAAGCCGAAGGCUCUGAUCCGCGUCGCCGAGGACGAGCACGAAAAGAGGGUGUACCAGCGUUUCUUGCAGUGGAAGAAGUCGAACGGACAGGGCAACAAGGUCCAGAGGGUCGAGUUUGUAGUUGUGGUCCACCGCGAAGAGGGCAAGCUCCAGGACAGGUACCAGAGUGUGGUGCAGAGGAAGUCUGGGGACCCCAGCGACAUCGUUAUCGGAUGAGACACGCGUUGUGGUUAAUCCGCUGCGAUCCAGCUGAUGCCACUGGCAUCUGAUGGCUCCUGCCACAACUCGACGAGGUACUUUGAAUGUCCUUCUACUAUGGACUAUCCAGCGAGUCA